GUAAACAAAGGGGACUAUCAAGGUGAGGUGGUCCUCUUGGGGUCCUCUGAAGCCCAGCAGAAGGCCAAGGAGAUGAUUGAAGAACUGGUGUCAGAUAGCAACUCUGAAAAUGGUCCUGGUAGAGGGGGGCACUUUGGAGGUGGCUCCACGGGGGGUGGCAAUGGAGGAUGCUACAGAGGGAAAGAAGAUGGAGGAGAGACAGAUAGCUCUUGCUGGUCUGCUGCAGAAUUAAAGAAUUCGACUGAUGUCCCGCCCCUCCCCGUAAUGGAUUGGAAAAACCUCCGGGAGAACAAGGGAAAGUUUCUAGAGCUCAAGUGGAAAGACGUCCCACCACUGAAGAAGAACUUUUACACGGUGGCAGAGAGUGUUUCCAUACUCUCAGCGGAGGAAGUCAUUGAAUGGAG
Notothenia coriiceps (black rockcod) is the source of this 404-nucleotide messenger RNA. RefSeq names its product probable ATP-dependent RNA helicase DDX53. Lineage: Eukaryota; Metazoa; Chordata; Actinopteri; Perciformes; Nototheniidae. The transcript has 3 exons. The record is from RefSeq and is a predicted model, not a curated record. The annotation marks the transcript as partial.